Molecule: messenger RNA, 261 nt
Organism: Pipistrellus nathusii (Nathusius's pipistrelle)
Lineage: Eukaryota; Metazoa; Chordata; Mammalia; Chiroptera; Vespertilionidae
Source: the annotation of a GenBank genome assembly
AUGCCAAGCCAACAGAAGAAAGUCAUUUUUUGCAUGGCGGGAGUAUUAAGCUUUGAGUGUGCCCUUGGAGUUGUGACAGCCCUGGGGACACCGCUGUGGAUCAAAGCCACCUUCCUCUGCAAAACAGGGGCUCUGCUAGUCAACGCCUCGGGGCAAGAGCUAGACAAGUUCAUGGGGGAGAUGCAGUACGGGCUCUUCCACGGAGAGGGCACGAGGCAGUGUGGACUAGGAACAUGGCCCUUUCGGUUCUCAUGUGAGUAG